CUCACUCUCCCCCUCUCUCUCUGUCUGCCCGUCUCUUUGAACAAGAGCAUCUCUUUUCUCUUCUCCUCUUGACACAAGGCAACCAUGUCGUCAAACGGCGCCGACGGGGACCUGCUCCAGAUCCCUCUGGGGCUCAUCAACAGCGAGGGCAAGUAUCUGACCGCGGAGACCUUCGGCUUCAAAAUCAACGCUUCGGCCAGCAGCCUGAAGAAGAAGCAGACCUGGACCCUGGAGCAGACCGGGGAGGACGGCAGCGCCGUGUUCCUCCGCUCCCACCUGGGCCGCUACCUCGCCACGGACAAAGACGGCAACGUUACCGCGGACAGCGAGACGCGCGGCAGCCGGGACUGCCGCUUCGUCAUCACCGCGCACGAGGACGGGCGUUGGUCUCUGCAGUCCGAGCCCCACGGCCGGUACCUCUGCGGCAGCGAGGAUCGAAUCACCUGCUUUGCGCAAACUGCCACGCCGGCGGAGCGAUGGAGCGUGCACCUGGCCGUGCACCCGCAGGUCAACCUGUACAGCUUUGCGCGCAAACGCUUCGCCCACCUGAGUGCGCACGGAGAGCGGCAGGAGGUGUCAAUCGACCGGGAUGUCCCAUGGGGGGUGGACUCGCUUGUGACACUGGUCUACCGGGACCAGCGCUACCACCUCGAGACUUCUGACAACCGCUUCCUCCGCAAUGACGGCAGCCUGUCCACAAAAACGGACAAGGACACCGGCUACAUGCUGGAGUUCCGCUCCGGAAAAGUGGCAUUCCGCGACUGCAACGGCCGCUACCUGGCACCCGCGGGCCCAACCGGCACAAUGAAGUCUGGGAAAAGCACCCGGGUUGGGAAGGAUGAGCUGUUUGGCCUAGAGCGCAGCCACGCGCAGGUCGUGCUAACUGCGGGCAACGAGAGGAACGUCUCCACAAGGCAAGGCAUGGACUUGUCAGCCAAUCAGGACGAGGAAGGGGACCAGGAAGUCUUCCAGCUGGAGAUGAGCCGUGAGGACAGGAAGUGUGCCUUCAGAACCGCUGCUGGGAAAUACUGGACUCUGACAGCAUCUGGGGGCCUGCAGUGCACUGCCUCUACCAAGUCGGCCAACAGUUACUUUGAACUGGAGUGGCGUGACGGUCGUGUGUGUGUGCGUGCAGCUAACAACAAAUAUGUGAUCGCUAAGAGGAACGGGCAGCUAGCUGCUACUGUUGACAGCGCAGGGGAAGCUGAACAGUUCCUGAUGAAGCUGAUCAACCGUCCAAUCAUCGUCCUUCGUGGGGAGCACGGUUUCAUCGGGGCUCGUAAAGCUGGAAUGGCGACCCUGGACUCCAACCGUGCAUCAUACGACGUUUUCCAGAUGGAGUUCCACAACGGAGCUUACUCCCUUAAAGACUCCCAGGGGAAGUAUUGGUGUGUUGGAGACGACACAGCGGUGGGGUGCAGCAGCUCCACACCGGUCCAGUUUCUGUUUGAGUUCUGUGACCUCAACAAGAUGGCCAUCCGUGCUCUGGGGGGGAAGUACCUUAAAGGAGACCAUGCUGGAGGGCUAAAGGCCAGCGUCGACUCCCUGGACAGCGCCACCCGCUGGGAAUACUGAGAAAGCACAGCCGGACUUCUCCACUAUCUGACACAAUGCUUCAAACUAUUAAUAGAUACUGUAGUAGCUGUUUUUGCAUGUGUGUGUGUGUGUGUGUGUGUGUGUGUGUGUGUGUGUGUGUGUGUGUGUAAUUGUGAAUUUGUCUGGAUGGAUGGAUGCGUGAUGUAAAUUGAAGAUGAUAAACUGGGAGUCAUGGCACCAAAGCACUACAGCUGUUUUCUUUUGUAUUCUUUUUCUUCCUCUGUCAUUAUCUCUUCCUACUGGGCUUUUUACUGGAGAUUUGAAUGUACGAUGACUUGUUGUUUAAUGAAUGAAUCAUAGUCUGGUUGCACAUUAUCUGUUUCACUCCCAGUCACAUUUAAACAAGCUGUACCUGAUAAAUGUCAGGACGCUACUUUUAUUAGUUGUGCCUAUCUGUGGUAACUACUGGUGUAAACAAACUAUAACAAAUUACUUACAAUAACAACCUCCUCCUGUUAAAUGUCUUGCUUGCUUCGUUGCGCUGCUUUCAUCUCCUGCUCCCUUCCAACUAUGAAGCACAACAUGCAUGAGAUAAAGGAAUGUUACUGAUUUCCAUGUUUCGCUGUAAAUAAGGCUUUCUUUGUCACUGAAUGUUUCAAAAACAUAGUAACCAUGGAAAUGUUAAGUGCUAACGUGCGGUGAGGGUGUGAAGAAAGAAAGAAAUGGGAUGUGGCAUGCAGAUCUAAUAUGGUCUUCGCCUAUAUGCUACUUGCUGCACCUCUCUAGAUUUCCUUUCUCACUUUGAGAUGUGCAGGUAGACAUUGUGUAUAUAGACAGAUGCAUCAGCAGAAAGUAGUGGGCAGUCAAAGGUUUCCCUUAUAAUCCACUCCUCUGAUAAGUGUAAGGUUCUCAAUUACACUUCAGGAGGAAACUAAUGAAAGGAGCUUUGAGAUUCACUCAUCUACUGAAGGGGCCUUAUUAGUUAGAAUGAUCAUCCUUUGAGUUGAAAGGAAUGAAAGGGAGGCGGUGGAUAUAAAAGCUAGUUACUGCUGCACACUCAAACAUGCAGUCAUAGAUAUAUUAAUUCCAACUAUCACUCAAAAUCUGCACAAUAAUGUCCAACUGCAAGAACUUAAAAGCACAUGUUUGUUACAAUGAGAUGUCUUAGAUUGGGUGCUGGUGUGUAAACACAAUGAAAGAGUCUCUCUGGCUAUUAUUGUGGCUGUGCCUUCCAUAGAGCAUUUCAGUCUUUUUCAUGUUCUUACGUUUGAGCUGAACGGAGUAAAAAAAUAAAUAAAGUUUUCCCUCUUAACAGUG
Messenger RNA from Perca flavescens (yellow perch), 2853 nucleotides. Its product is annotated as fascin. The coding region runs from base 85 to 1575 and encodes 496 amino acids. The record is from RefSeq and is a predicted model, not a curated record. NCBI's taxonomy places the organism in Eukaryota, Metazoa, Chordata, Actinopteri, Perciformes, Percidae. Gene Ontology annotation, cellular component: cell projection membrane; growth cone; cytoplasm. Gene Ontology annotation, biological process: cell migration; establishment or maintenance of cell polarity; actin filament bundle assembly. The transcript has 5 exons. Gene Ontology annotation, molecular function: actin filament binding; protein-macromolecule adaptor activity.